This is a messenger RNA of Paramecium sonneborni, 1388 nucleotides long. The record is from the annotation of a GenBank genome assembly. Lineage: Eukaryota; Ciliophora; Oligohymenophorea; Peniculida; Parameciidae.
AUGAGUGAUACAUAUAGAAGUGAUAUUGAAAGAAUUUAGAGAUUGAUAUAAUAAUUAAGAUCAGAUAUAUAGAAAAGAGAAUAAAAGAUAAAUGGUAAUCAACCUGUAGGAAUGAUUGAUGGGGAAAUAAGAGGAGGAAUUUCUAAACUAGGUAUCUAGAAUACAUUAUAAUUUGUAAGAUAGAGAAUUAGAAUUAUUAAAAUUACUAAUUGAAAGAUAAAAUUAAAAUUAAGAAGUAUUAUAAAAAGAAGGUGAAACAAGAAAAAAUAAAUUAUUGGAAUUGUAGAAUGNAGCUUAAUAAGUAUUUAAAAUUUAAAUAGAAGGUAUAUGCAUUAUUGAAAGAGAAUUAUGUUGAAGAUGAUGACAAUAUGUUUAGAUUUGAUUACUCAAUUGAUUUUUUGAGAUGGGCAUUAUUACCUCCAGGAUAAUAUCCUGAUUGGAUAGUAGGUGUUAAAGUAAAUUAAAAGUUGGUUGGAUUUAUAACAGGAAUUCCAGUUACACUUAAUAUAGAGAAUCAAUAAACAAAAAUAAAGAUGACAGAAAUAAAUUUUUUGUGUGUUCAUAAAAAAAUAAGAGCAAAUAGAUUGGCUCCAGUUUUGAUUAAAGAAAUAACAAGACGAGUUCAUAUUAAAAAUAUGUGGCAAGCAGUUUAUACAGCUGGAAUAGUUGUUCCAACUCCAAUCUCUUAAACUAGAUAUUAUCACAGAAGUUUGAAUGCUAAAAAAUUAAUUGAAGUUGGAUUUUCAUCUCUUUCUGCAAGAUAAACAAUUUCAAGAUAAUAAAAACUUUAUAAAUUACCUGAAGAAACAAAAACAUAAGGAUUAAGAUCAAUGAAAAAAAAAGAUGUAGCUUAAGUUACUAAAUUACUAAAUGAAUAUUUAAAGUAUUUUAAAUAUCUUUUAUUAUUAGAAAAUUUAAAUUGUAUUUUAAAUAUACUGAAGAUGAAGUUAAACAUUGGUUUAUACCAAGAAAGGAUGUUAUAAGCACAUAUGUAGUAGAAAAAGAAUAAGGAAUAAUUACAGAUUUCUUAUCUUUUUAUAAUCUUCCAAGUUAAGUGAUUAAAAAUCCUAAAUAUACUCAUUUAAAAGUACUUUACAUUUUAAUAUAUAAUUAAAGGCAGCCUACUCAUAUUAUAAUGUAGCAACAUAAACUCCAAUUGUAUAAUUAAUGUAUGAUGCAUUGAUUUUAGCAAAAAAUGAAGGUUAUGACGUAUUUAAUUGUUUAGAUAUUAUGGAAAAUGAAAAAUUUUUGAAAGUAUAUGGUUUUUUGAUAUUGAAAAGGAAUUAAUGUUCUGUCCAGGUGAUGGUUAAUUGAAUUAUUAUCUAUAUAAUUGGAAAUUAGAAAGUAAUAUGCUUAAACCAGAAGAAAUAGGAAUUGUUCUUGUAUGA